Molecule: messenger RNA, 628 nt
Organism: Oryctolagus cuniculus (rabbit)
Lineage: Eukaryota; Metazoa; Chordata; Mammalia; Lagomorpha; Leporidae
Gene: SMIM29
Product: small integral membrane protein 29
Source: RefSeq, a predicted model, not a curated record
CCCAGGCCCCGCCCACUUCCCCGGGUCCUUUGAUCACGCGCUGCGGGCUCUUCCGGGGCCGGGGAGCCAAGCGAGGGCGUUCCUGUCGGGGCUGCGGCGGCGGGAGGGAGCCCGGUGGAGGCGCCCUCCCAGGCACCACUGCCCAUGCUGACCACCGCGCGCUCCGCCUGCCGGUGUCAUGAGUAACACCACAGUGCCCAAUGCGCCCCAGGCCAACAGCGACUCCAUGGUGGGCUAUGUGUUGGGCCCUUUCUUCCUCAUCACCCUGGUCGGGGUGGUGGUGGCCGUGGUAAUGUAUGUCCAGAAGAGAAAACGGGUGGACCGGCUUCGCCACCACCUGCUCCCCAUGUACAGCUACGACCCGGCUGAGGAGCUGCACGAGGCUGAGCAGGAGCUCCUGUCGGACGUGGGAGACCCGAAGGUGGUGCACGGCUGGCAGAGUGGCUACCAGCACAAGCGGGUGCCCCUGCUGGAUGUCAAGACCUGACCUGAGCCCCCGGCCGGAGCCUCGGGGGUCCCGCAGUCUGCUUCCCCGCCCCCCCAACUCUGCUCGGCAGCCUCACCCUGCCCUCAGCCCUCACCCACCUCCCGGCACUAAUGGGGGCCUCCUCCCCGGGGCAGAGGCGGC